GGAGAUGUUGCUUAUUCUUUUCCGGAAGAAGUUAAACGAGGCUCUGUUAUCGAAAAUAUCGCAAAAGAUAUAGGAAUUGAGGUGGGAAAACUGGCUACUCGAAAGGCUCGUAUUGAUGUUGACAGGAACAGCAAAGGGUAUUUUGAAAUUAAUAGGAGUACUGGAGAUGUGAUUGUUACCGAGAGGAUUGACAGAGAGGGUCUUUGUGGCAAAAAAUCUACUUGCAUUUUAAAACAAGAGCUUGUUUUGGAGGAGCCUUUAGAGCUGCAUCGCAUUAGCUUCCACAUUCAAGACAUCAACGAUAAUUCACCGCAGUUUAAGAAGGAUACCAUCAAAUUUGAAAUAAGUGAAUCUGCAGCUAAAGGAAGUCGCUAUCGUUUAGAUGAAGCUCAUGAUGCUGAUAUCGGACAAAACGCAAUCCAGGGAUAUAGUAUUGAAACAAAUGAAUAUUUCCGAUUGAAUGUUAUUGAAAAAGGUGGAGGAGGAAAAUACAGCGAGUUAAUUCUACAAAAAGAGUUGGAUAGAGAACAAAAGAAAGAGCUAACGAUUGAGCUUGUUGCAACUGAUGGGGGCACGCCUCAGCGAUCGGGUACUGCGGUUAUUCAUGUUAGCGUGCUGGAUGCCAAUGAUAACGCACCAGUAUUUAGUCAGGCCGUUUAUGGAGCCAGUCUACUUGAAAACUCCCCGUUAGACAUAGUUGUGAUCACAGUAAGCGCGACUGACGCAGAUGAAGGCGUCAACGGAGAAGUGACGUACGAAUUUGAUCACAUUUCAGAUGAAAGUUAUAACGUGUUUUCUAUUGAUCAGAAGAGCGGUGAAGUCCGAGUAAGUGGGCCAAUAGAUUACGAGCACUUGUCGUCAUACGAAAUGCAAAUUACUGCAAAGGACGGUCUCGGGUUGGUCUCAUACUGUACCUUAAUAAUUGAAAUUACAGAUGUCAAUGACAACGCUCCAAUAACAACUAUUAAGUCCCUGAAAAAUCCUGUACCAGAAAAUUCACCACCAGGUACAGAGGUAGGAAUC
This is a messenger RNA of Haplochromis burtoni (Burton's mouthbrooder), 1023 nucleotides long. Its product is annotated as protocadherin beta-1. NCBI's taxonomy places the organism in Eukaryota, Metazoa, Chordata, Actinopteri, Cichliformes, Cichlidae. The record is from RefSeq and is a predicted model, not a curated record. Gene Ontology annotation, biological process: homophilic cell-cell adhesion. The transcript has a single exon. Gene Ontology annotation, cellular component: plasma membrane. The annotation marks the transcript as partial. Gene Ontology annotation, molecular function: calcium ion binding.